CUACCAUCAUAUAUGGCCCCCCUCUCUCUCUAAAGAAGCUAAUCUCUUCAUCAAUUCAAACAACAAAGAAAAGAAAAGAUGAGCAUUAUUAUUAACGAUGAUGAUGAUGAAUCUUUGAGAUCUCUCUCUCUAGAUUACCUAAACCUUCUAAUCAACGGCCAAGCUUUCAGCGACGUGGCCUUCAGCGUUGAUGGCCGUUUGAUCCACGCCCAUCGCUGCAUCCUCGCCGCUCGUAGCUUAUUCUUCAGAAAAUUCUUCUGUUCAUCCUCUUCCGGAUCAGAUCAUUCCGGCGGCGGCGGCGGCGGAGGAGGAGGACUCGAUACAUCCGGACACAGGAUAGUCGGCUCUCCACGUGGCGGCGGCGGCGGUGGCUCGACUGCUCCGAUGAUGACUCAGGUCAUUCCUGUAAAUUCAGUCGGAUACGAAGUGUUCUUGUUGCUUCUACAGUUUCUUUAUAGCGGCCAGGUUUCAAUCGUUCCACAGAAACACGAACCCAGGCCUAAUUGCACUGAUAGGGGAUGUUGGCACACCCAUUGCACAUCAGCCGUUAAUCUCGCCUUGGAAACACUCUCCGCCGCUAGAUCUUUUGGAGUUGAAAACCUAGCAUUGCUUACUCAGAAGCAAUUGGCGAGCAUGGUGGAGAAGGCGUCAAUCGAGGACGUAAUGAAGGUUCUAAUAGCAUCAAGAAAGCAAGACAUGCACCAGCUAUGGACCACAUGCUCCCAUUUAGUAGCAAAAUCAGGUCUCCCACCCGAAAUCUUAGCCAAACACAUCCCAAUCGAUAUGGUAGCGAAAAUCGAGGAGCUCCGAAUGAAAACAUCUCUCAAUUCCCACCGCCACCUCCAUUCCCACCACCACCACCGUUCCCAUUCCUUGGCGACAGGAGAUCACGACCAUAAGAUCCGCCGCAUGAGGCGGGCCCUAGACUCGUCGGAUGUAGAACUAGUCAAACUAAUGGUCAUGGGCGAAGGACUAAACCUAGACGAGGCAUUAGCCUUGCACUACGCGGUCGAAAGCUGCAGCCGAGAAGUGGUUAAGGCAUUGCUCGAGCUCGGAGCAGCCGACGUAAACCAUCGAGCUGGUCCUGCAGGGAAAACGCCUCUCCACGUGGCUGCUGAGAUGGUUUCGCCUGAUAUGGUGGCUGUUUUACUCGACCACCAUGCGGACCCUAACGUCAGGACCGUGGAAGGGAUCUCGCCGCUCGACGUUCUCAGGACUCUAACGUCUGAUUUUUUGUUUAAAGGAGCUGUUCCAGGGUUAACCCAUAUCGAGCCCAAUAAACUGCGGUUAUGUCUCGAGCUGGUUCAGUCGGCAGCCAUGGUGAUUUCCAGGGAGGAAGCGGCGGGGACCACCAUAUAUCCUCCGCCGCCGCCGUCGUCUGAUCAUGGAAACCUGAAUUUGGAUUCGAGGCUUGUUUAUUUGAACCUGGCGGCAGCGGGUCAGAUGAAUGAAUCUGGUGAUCAGGAUCAUGGAACAAGGAUGUACCAUCAAAAUCACAAUGAUCAGUAUUAAUUAAUUAAUUAAUUAAUUAGCUCUAUUUAUUUUCUCUCUAAAUUAAAUGCAUGAAAAGUAAAAUGAUUGAGAAGCGAUCGAUGAUCAUCAGAGUACUAAUCUGUCACUUCUAUAUAAAUCAUUUGUAUUUUUUUUAUUUUG
Messenger RNA from Impatiens glandulifera, 1653 nucleotides. Its product is annotated as BTB/POZ domain and ankyrin repeat-containing protein COCH-like. Gene Ontology annotation, molecular function: protein binding. Gene Ontology annotation, biological process: plant organ development. The record is from RefSeq and is a predicted model, not a curated record. The transcript is spliced from 2 exons. The coding region runs from base 79 to 1512 and encodes 477 amino acids. Lineage: Eukaryota; Viridiplantae; Streptophyta; Magnoliopsida; Ericales; Balsaminaceae.